ACGCAAGAAUUACUAUAGCAAAGAUGCUAACUUUACAAGUAAUGUUUCGUAUCCUCACAGUUCAUUAAUGGCUAUGUCGGACCGACUAUUGUUGACAGUAAUCUCGCAAGCAACGAUCUAGAAAUAUAUAUAUAUAUAUUUAUAUAAUUAUAUAUUUAUAUAUAAUUUGUAAAUAUAUCCCGUGGACACCGAUCUAUAUCUAUAUAUAUACAUUAACGGAGCCUCUAGGCUAAAACUUUGUAACCAUGGCGAUGAAAAAUUUAGUGGAGGGUGAGUGUGGAGUUUCAAACUCUCUUCUGAAGUUUACUGGACAUUUCACCGAAGACAAAGCAUUCAAACAGGAAGGCUUUUAUGACUUGCCCCGCUACCCUGAUCAUAAGGUUGAAAAACCAUUGGCAUUACCCAGAGAUGUUGAGUGGGUUGAUGAGUUCUUACAUGCACAGAAUACACAAGCAGCCCCAGAAACAUUCCACAUGGGAAGUCUUCUCCAGGAGAUGCGGCAGAUUGAGGAAGCUGAACUGUUCCAUGAACCACAGACAGCUCCUGCCAUUGCAGACUUAGCUGUUUCUUCAGAAUGGGCGAAAGAUUUCCUUGCUUCUGAAUCUACGCAAAAUUCAGACAUGGGUGCAUCAGCAUCUGCUACAGACUCAAAUUCUUCUGCUGUGAGAUGGGCUGCCGAGUAUUUGGAUCCUGUACAUGCUAAUAAAGAUUGGAGUCAAGAGCAUGAGAAGAACCAGAGUUACCAACCUGAGGAUGUGAGAAGGGCUGCUCAGGAACUGGUCGAUUCUCUGAAUAAUCCAAGAAUCGAAGAUACUGAGUUCAUGAAAUUUAUAUCAAAUGUCACCCACGGGGAGACAGAGUUGAGAGACAACGAGGCACUGCUUGGUGCUGUGAGCGCUGGGGAUGUUCCUGAGCAGUGGGUAGAACAUUUUGUGUCGGAAGAGAGUGCUAAGUCUUUAGUUGACCAAUGGCAAGAAGAAUUCACCAAAGAAAUGGGCAGCGAGACAAUUUCCGAUGAACAGUUUUGGGAGAACCUUCAGAAACACUGGGAAGAUGUUGACCGAAAUGUGACUGACGGCCAUCCCUGGUUGACAGAAUAUACUGACAGUGAACUCUACCAAGACUACAAGUUUGCUAGUGAAAACCCGUUAUUACAACAGAAAGAUCCUUUCAAUGCCGGACUGGAGAAACUAAAGAAAGGAGACAUUCCUAACGCCGUCCUUUUGUUCGAAGCAGCAGUACAGAAAGAUGCAUCUCAUGCCGAAGCUUGGCAGUAUCUGGGCACAACACAGGCUGAAAAUGAAAGGGAACCAGCAGCCAUUGCUGCUCUCAAGAAAUGCUUGGAAUUGCAGCCAGACAACCUCACUGCUUGGAUGGCCAUUGCAGUGAGUUACACCAACGAAUACCAACAGUUGCAAGCUUGCUCGGCCCUGAAGUCUUGGUUGGCCCAUAACCCUCAGUAUUCUCAUUUGGCACCUAUUUCUGAAAUUAAACCUGGCAGUGCAAGCACUGCUUCUUCAAUGGCUUCCAAAAAUCAAAUGAUGGAGAUACGAGACUUAUACAUCGAAGCUGCCCGCCUCUCUCCAAACAAAAUCGAUCCAGAUGUCCAGUGUGGUCUAGGAGUCCUCUUCAACCUAAGUGGAGACCUCAGCAAGGCAGUCGACUGUUUCAACGCAGCACUUCAAGCCCGUCCAAACGAUGCCCAGCUGUGGAAUAAACUCGGAGCAUCUCUUGCAAACAGCAACAAAAGCGAACAGGCUGUAGAGGCUUACCAUCAAGCACUUCAGCUAUCCCCUGGCUUCAUCCGCUCCCGUUACAACCUGGGUAUAGCCUGCAUCAAUCUUGGUGUGCACCAAUCAGCCAUUGAACACUUCUUGGUGGCACUGAACAUGCAACGGAAGUCAGAGGAUUUGAUGCCUGCCUCUAUGAACACCUCCAGACAGGUGAUGUCCAUGAACAUCUGGGGGACCCUACGCAUGACACUAACUAUAAUGAACCGAAUGGAUUUACACGAUGCCUGUGAUAAAUUUGAUCUAGAACUGCUGAAUCGAGAGUUCAACAUGAACUCAUGACCACUUGGGAUCACAUGAACAGAUGGGUAUGAGACCUUUUGACCCUGCUAAUCUGGCACCGCCACUGAUUUUGCAUCACUGAUUCAGUGCUGACUUAUUUGACAUGAUAUUUUUAAUAUUUCUCUCUCUCUCUCUCUCUCUCUCUGUUUAUGUGUCUGAGCAUAUUUCCCAUUAUGUAUUUGAGGGGAGGGAAAAUGCUUAUGUCAAUAAUGUUUUAUCAAUAAAUUGUAAUAUCUCUCUUUCCUAA
Messenger RNA from Octopus sinensis (East Asian common octopus), 2319 nucleotides. RefSeq names its product peroxisomal targeting signal 1 receptor. NCBI's taxonomy places the organism in Eukaryota, Metazoa, Mollusca, Cephalopoda, Octopoda, Octopodidae. The transcript has 17 exons. Gene Ontology annotation, molecular function: protein binding. Gene Ontology annotation, cellular component: peroxisomal membrane; cytosol. Bases 246 to 2072 code for a protein of 608 amino acids. Gene Ontology annotation, biological process: protein import into peroxisome matrix, docking. The record is from RefSeq and is a predicted model, not a curated record.